UAUGUGUUUCUUCUCCAGGUGAACCGUCCUAUUGGCAGGGUACAGAUCUUCACUGCAGACUUGUCUGAAAUUCCCCGUUGCAACUGUAAAGCUACUGAUGAGAACCCCUGUGGGAUAGAUUCUGAGUGCAUCAACCGCAUGCUGCUCUAUGAGUGUCACCCCACAGUAUGUCCUGCUGGAGGGCGCUGCCAAAACCAGUGCUUUACUAAGCGCCAGUAUCCAGAGGUUGAAAUUUUUCGCACAUUACAGAGGGGCUGGGGUCUCCGGACAAAAACAGAUAUCAAAAAGGGUGAAUUUGUCAAUGAAUAUGUGGGUGAGCUAAUAGAUGAAGAAGAGUGCAGAGCUCGAAUCCGUUAUGCCCAAGAACAUGAUAUCACUAAUUUCUAUAUGCUCACUUUAGACAAAGAUCGUAUUAUUGAUGCUGGUCCCAAAGGAAACUAUGCUCGAUUCAUGAAUCAUUGCUGCCAGCCCAACUGUGAAACACAGAAGUGGUCUGUGAAUGGAGACACCCGUGUUGGCCUUUUUGCCUUGAGUGACAUUAAAGCAGGCACUGAACUUACCUUCAACUACAACCUAGAAUGUCUUGGGAAUGGAAAGACUGUUUGCAAAUGUGGAGCUCCGAACUGCAGUGGCUUUUUGGGUGUAAGGCCAAAGAAUCAACCCAUUGCCACAGAGGAAAAGUCAAAGAAAUUCAAGAAGAAGCAACAGGGGAAGCGCAGGACCCAGGGUGAAAUCACAAAGGAGCGAGAGGAUGAGUGUUUCAGCUGUGGGGAUGCUGGCCAGCUCGUCUCCUGUAAGAAGCCAGGCUGCCCCAAAGUUUACCAUGCAGACUGUCUCAAUCUAACCAAGCGACCAGCAGGGAAAUGGGAGUGUCCUUGGCAUCAGUGUGACAUCUGCGGAAAGGAAGCAGCCUCCUUCUGUGAGAUGUGUCCCAGCUCCUUUUGUAAGCAGCAUCGGGAAGGGAUGCUCUUCAUCUCCAAACUGGAUGGGCGUCUGUCUUGUACUGAGCAUGAUCCCUGUGGGCCCAACCCUCUGGAACCUGGGGAGAUCCGUGAGUAUGUACCUCCUACAGUACCGCUGCCUCCAGGCCCAAGCACUCACCUGGCAGAGCAAUCAUCAGGAGUAGCUGCUCAGGGGCCCAAGAUGUCGGACAAGCCAUCUGCUGACACCAACCAGACGCUGUCGCUGUCCAGAAAAGCUCUGGCAGGGACUUGUCAGAGGCCACCGCUGCCUGAAAGGCCUCCUGAUAGAACUGACUCCAGGCCCCAGCCUGUAGAUAGGGUCAGGGACCUUGCUGGGUCAGGGACCAAACCCCAAUCCUUGGUAUCCAGCCAGAAGCCAUUGGACAGGCCACCUGCAAUGGCAGGACCACGACCCCAACUAUCUGACAAACCCUCUCCAGUGACCGGCCCAAGCUCCUCACCCUCAGUCAGGUCACAACCACUGGAAAGACCUCUGGGGACAGCUGACCCGAGGCUGGAUAAAUCCAUAGGUGCUGCCAGCCCAAGGCCCCAGUCACUGGAGAAAACCCCUGUCCCUACUGGCCUGAGACUUCCACAGCCAGACAAACUGCUAGUCACCAGCGGUCCCAAACCCCAGACUUCAGACAGGCCCCCCGACAAAUCCCAUGCCUCUUUGUCCCAGAGACUCCCACCUCCUGACAAAGUACUAUCAGCUGUGGUCCAGACCCUGGUAGCUAAAGAAAAAGCACUGAGGCCUGUGGACCAGAAUACUCAGUCAAAAAAUAGAGCUGCUUUGGUGAUGGAUCUCAUAGACCUAACUCCUCGCCAGAAGGAACGGGCAGCUUCUCCCCAUGAGAUCACACCACAGGUUGAUGAGAAGAUGCCAGUGUUGGAGUCAAGCUCGUGGCCUGCCAGCAAAGGUCUGGGACAGAUGUCACGAGCCAUUGAGAGAGGGAUUGUGUCAGAUCCUGUCCUUCAGCCACCGGGCAAAGCAGCGGCCCCUUCAGAGCACUCCUGGCAAGCUGUUAAAUCACUCACCCAGGCCAGACUUCUUUCUCAGCCCCCUGCCAAGGCUUUUUUGUAUGAGCCAGCAACUCAGGCCUCAGGAAGAGCACCUGCAGGGGCUGAGCAGACCCCAGGGCCUCCCAGCCAAGCACCAGGCCUGGUGAAGCAGGUGAAGCAGAUGGCCGGAGGCCAGCAACUACCUGGACUUGCUGCCAAGAGUGGGCAGUCCUUCAGGCCUCUUGGGAAGGCCCCAUCCUCCCUCUCCACUGAAGAGAAGAAGUUGGCAACCACAGAGCAGAGCCCCUGGGCCUUGGGCAAGGCCUCACCAGGGCCAGGGCUCUGGCCCAUGGUGGCUGGACAGACACUGGCACAGUCUUGCUGGUCCUCUGGGAGCACACAGACAUUGGCACAGACUUGCUGGUCUCUUGGAAGAGCGCAAGACCCUAAAUCAGAGCAAAAUACCCUUCCAGCUCUUAACCAGGCUCCUUCCAGUCACAAGUGUGCAGAGUCAGAACAGAAAUAAUACCAGUAAAUGCCACAUGACCAGACCAGCUGCCCCCAGGGUUCUUGGGGAAGGGAAAAAUCUUUUUCCCUCUUAAAAAACAGAUCAGACCCCCAACACUUUUCCACUGUUACUCUCUCCUUAUAUCCCAACAUUCAGAACUCUUGCGACAUUAGCCAGUGGGGGCUUGUGGUUGUGUGAACCAUGUAUGGAAAUCCAAGUGGGCCCCAGCCAAGGAGACAGACUCGGGUCUCUUUCCCCCCAACCUUUACUCAUGGUGAACUUGAAAUAAAAAGUCCACUCUGGA
Messenger RNA from Physeter macrocephalus (sperm whale), 2776 nucleotides. RefSeq names its product histone-lysine N-methyltransferase, H3 lysine-36 specific-like. The record is from RefSeq and is a predicted model, not a curated record. NCBI's taxonomy places the organism in Eukaryota, Metazoa, Chordata, Mammalia, Artiodactyla, Physeteridae. The transcript is spliced from 6 exons. The annotation marks the transcript as partial. Gene Ontology annotation, cellular component: nucleus. Gene Ontology annotation, molecular function: histone methyltransferase activity; protein binding.